CAUCCGUUCAAAUCUCCAAUUGCAUUUCUCACCCCCUCCUCUCUUUCUCGCACCAGACAGAGCAAACACUCUGUUCUCAGAACCUUCUUUGCUUUUUCUCUCGUUCAUGGAGCUCCAGAGGCGCCAAGAUCAGAGUCUUUCCCAGCGGAAGGGUCAAAAGCGGAAGCUCGACGAGGAACAGCACGACGAAAGGCAGAUCUCGGCGGCGCCGUCCACCGCCGCCGAGCGAGCGGCGCUCCUCUGCGACGUCGGAGAACAGGUGAGCAUCCUCGAGUCGAGUUUCACGUGGAACGAAGCGGAUCGAUCCGCGGCCAAACGCGCUACUCACGCGCUCGCCGAUCUCGCGAAGAAUGAGGAAGUGGUGAACCUGAUUGUUGAAGGAGGCGCGAUUCCUGCGUUGGUGAAGCAUCUUCAGGCGCCGCCUCUGAUUGACCGUGUCCAGAAGCCAUUGCCAUUCGAGCACGAGGUUGAGAAGGGGAGCGCUUUCGCAUUAGGACUCCUUGCCGUCAAGCCAGAGCAUCAACAGCUCAUUGUUGACAGUGGUGCCUUAAUACAUCUUGUUGAUCUUUUAAAGAGGCACAAGGAUGGCUUAACAUCUCGUGCUAUUAAUAGUCUCAUUCGCAGGGCUGCAGAUGCUAUUACUAAUCUUGCUCAUGAAAACAGCAGCAUUAAAACCCGUGUCAGGAUGGAAGGUGGAAUUCCACCACUUGUUCAUUUGCUUGAUUUUGCCGAUGCAAAGGUACAAAGAGCAGCUGCUGGUGCACUACGAACUCUUGCUUUUAAAAAUGAUGAAAAUAAAAAUCAGAUUGUUGAAUGCAAUGCUCUCCCAACUUUGAUUUUAAUGCUACGUUCUGAAGAUGCUGCUGUUCAUUAUGAAGCGGUAUCUUAUGUGGCACAUGCUAUGAAUUUGAUAUACCAGGUUGGUGUGAUUGGAAAUCUAGUGCACUCUUCACCUAAUAUAAAGAAAGAAGUUCUUCUCGCUGGAGCUUUACAGCCAGUUAUUGGAUUACUUAGUUCCUGCUGCUCUGAAAGCCAGAGAGAAGCAGCCUUGUUACUUGGACAAUUUGCAGCAACUGAUUCAGACUGUAAGGUUCACAUUGUACAGAGGGGUGCUGUCCAACCAUUGAUAGAAAUGCUUCAGUCAUCUGAUGUACAACUCAGGGAAAUGUCAGCAUUUGCGUUGGGAAGAUUAGCCCAGGACACACAUAACCAAGCUGGUAUUGCUCACAAUGGUGGCUUAGUGCCAUUGCUCAAGCUUCUUGACUCAAAAAAUGGGUCUUUGCAACAUAAUGCUGCUUUUGCUUUAUACGGCCUUGCAGACAAUGAGGAUAAUGUGUCCGAUUUCAUUAGGGUAGGUGGAGUUCAGAGGCUGCAAGAUGGAGAAUUUAUUGUUCAAGCAACUAAAGAUUGUGUUGCCAAGACGUUGAAAAGAUUAGAGGAGAAGAUUCAGGGCCGGGUUUUGAACCAUUUGUUAUAUCUUAUGCGAGUUUCAGAAAAGGGUUGUCAAAGGCGAGUCGCAUUGGCUCUUGCACAUCUUUGUUCUGCAGAUGAUCAGAGAAAAUUUUUUAUUGAUCACUAUGGUCUUGAGUUGCUUAUAGGGCUUCUUGGAUCAUCCAGCUCUAAGCAGCAACUUGAUGGUGCCGUGGCUUUAUGCAAGUUGGCCAAUAAAGCAUCCACCUUGUCUCCUGUUGAUGCUCCUCCUCUUUCUCCAACGCCACAGGUAUAUUUAGGAGAGCAGUAUGUGAACAAUGCUACAUUGUCUGACGUUACAUUUUUGGUUGAAGGCAAACAAUUUUAUGCACAUAGAAUUUGUCUACUUGCAUCUUCGGAUGCAUUUCGUGCAAUGUUUGACGGUGGUUACAGGGAGAAGGAGGCAAGAGACAUAGAGAUUCCAAAUAUUAGAUGGGAAGUUUUUGAGUUGAUGAUGAGAUUUGUGUAUUGUGGAUCAGUUGAUGUCACUCUGGAUAUUGCUCAAGAUCUUCUUCGAGCAGCGGAUCAAUAUCUUUUGGAAGGACUUAAGAGACUCUGUGAAUACACAAUUGCACAGGAUAUAUCACUAGAGAAUGUUUCAAGUAUGUACGAGCUUUCAGAAGCCUUCAAUGCAAUACCACUGAGGCAUGCAUGCAUCCUUUUUAUCUUGGAGCAAUUUGAUAAAUUGAGUGCAAGGCCAGGGCACUCUCUUCUGAUUCAGCGUGUAAUACCAGAGAUCCGAAAUUACUUUGUUAAAGCACUUACAAAGGCCAACUCCCAUAACAACCGACUGUAGUAUGCACCCAUUCUAUACCCUUGACCUCUAACCGAUGGUGUUGUACAGAAUGUAGUAGUGUUAUUCCUUUUUUUGUACCAGGAAGGGGUCUCCUGUUUGUGAUAUACAACUCGGCUAAAAGAAAUACCUAAUGACCGAGUCGUGCUUCUUUUAUUUUUAAACGAGGUGUAAGCCCCUGUUGGUCUGUAAUUUCAUUAUCAUAGAUAUAGCAAAUAUGACCUUCACGAACAUUUUUUAUCUCAUGCAAUGUGAUGGUUAUGACUUAA
Molecule: messenger RNA, 2532 nt
Organism: Vigna angularis (adzuki bean)
Lineage: Eukaryota; Viridiplantae; Streptophyta; Magnoliopsida; Fabales; Fabaceae
Product: ARM REPEAT PROTEIN INTERACTING WITH ABF2
Exons: 19
Coding region: 107-2266 (719 amino acids)
Molecular function (GO): protein binding
Source: RefSeq, a predicted model, not a curated record